AUGCCUGCGCCAGGCGGCUUCUAUGCGCCGGGCGCACCGCCGGCAAGCAACGGCUGGGGCUACGGCUCGCAGGCGCAGAACGACUACAAUGCUGGCGCGGGCGCCGGCUGGGUCGGCCUCGCGGCGCCCGGCACGAUGCUGGCGCAGCCGCAGCCGCACAUGCAGCAGCAGUAUCGCGAUCCAGGAGCGCACCAGCAGACGCAAGAGCGCAUCUUCAGACGGCGCACCGUCAAGCGCCUGGAGCUCACGCAGGGCAACCUGGUCAUCGAGAGUCCGAUUGCCGCCAGUCUGUGCAAGCCAGGCCAGGCGCGCGAGUUCACCCACGUGCGCUACACCGCCGUCACCUGCGAUCCCGACGAAUUCGUGGCAAAUCGAUAUGCACUCCGGCCGUGGCUGAUGGGCCGCAAGACGGAGCUCAUGAUCGUGCUGACCAGUUACAAUGAGGGUCCCGACCUGCUGGACCGCACCCUGACCGGCGUCAUCAAGAACAUUGCCUACCUUGCCAGCCGGACGAAGAGCAAGACGUGGGGCAACAACGCAUGGCAGAAGGUCUGCGUGUGCAUAGUGGCCGAUGGACGCACAAAGAUGGACGCACGGUAUGCCAGCAUGCUACAGGUCAUGGGCGUCUAUCACCCGUCUCUCAUGGUCGACCACGUCAACAAGGCACCCGUGGAGGCACACCUGUUCGAGCUCACCUCGCAGACACUUGUCCACGAGAGCGGCGCCGUCGAGGUCUCGUCGGUACCCAUCCAGAUUCUCUUCUGCCUCAAAGAGCAAAAUCGGCGCAAAUUGAACAGUCACCGCUGGUUCUUCAACGCUUUCUGUGCGCAGCUUGACCCGCACGUCACUAUUCUACUCGACGUUGGCACCAAGCCGGCCUCGAACGCCAUCUACCACUUGUGGAAGGCUUUCUCGACGAACGACCGCAUCGGCGGCGCAUGCGGCGAGAUCACCGUCGAGACGGGCCGCUUCUGCUCGCUGCUGGUCAAUCCGGCAGUCGCCGCGCAGAACUUCGAGUACAAGAUGUCAAACAUCCUCGACAAGCCGAUGGAGAGCGUCUUCGGCUUCAUCGCCGUGCUGCCGGGCGCGUUUAGCGCAUACAGAUACAAGGCGAUCAGCGGUGCGCCACUUGUCGCUUACUUCAAAGGAGAAGCCAUCCACAGCGGCAAGGUGCAGACGGGCAGUUUUGAGGCCAACAUGUAUCUCGCAGAGGACCGCAUCCUCUGCUUCGAGCUCGUGACCAAGAAAAAAUCGGCCUGGCUGCUCAAGUACGUCAAGCCAGCCAAGGCAUCGACGGAUGUGCCCGACCGGCUUCCCGAGUUCAUCUCGCAGCGACGCAGAUGGCUGAACGGAUCGCUAUUUGCGGCACUCUAUAGUCUUGCUCACUGCGGCCGGCUCCUCACCUCCGGACAGCCGUUCCUUCGCAAGGUCAUGCUCAUCUUCCAGACGCUCUUUUCCCUCGUCCAGAUGGUGUUCUCGCUCACCGCCAUCGCGAAUUUCUUCAUGGCGCUCUACUUUCUUUUUCAAUCAGCAACGUCAGACCCAAAUUCCGAUCCUUUCGGCGGUCAGGGAGAAGCUCUGCUACAGGUCGUGCUCAACGUGCUGCUCGGCGUCAUUGUCGUGGUCAUCAUUCUAUCACUCGGCAACAGGCCUCAAGGAUCUCAGAUUGCCUACCACUGCAUCGCCGUUUUGCUUGGUCUCAUCAUGCUCGUCGGCCUCUACACCGCAGGCUGGACGAUCUACGUAGCAGUAAAAGCGGCCGGCCUCACCGAGCUCAGCGGCUGGACGACCGACAACAUCGUCCAGCUGCUGGAGCUGAGCAGCUUCCGCGCCAUCGUCAUCUCGCUGGCGGCGACGUACCUACUUUGGCUCAUUGCGUCGCUCAUGGCUUUGGAUCCCUGGCAUCUCGCUACUUGCCUCAUACAGUAUCUCCUGCUGCAGCCGACGUUCAUCAUCGUACUUUCUCUCUUCUCGUUCUCCAACCUCCAUGACAUUUCGUGGGGUACAAAAGGCGACUCGGGCGCCGCGACGGACCUCGGAUCAGCGACGGUCAAGGCCGGCAAAGACGGCAAGGCGGCGGCCGUUGAAGUCAAGGCUCCGUCUGCCCAGGACGCACAGGAGCUCUGGUCGAGCGCACAGGCCGAGCUGGCAGUCAAACGCCCCAAGACGAAGAACCACCGCAGCGCCAGCGUCAAGGCUGCCGAUGCCGCCGCGACAUUCAGAACCAAUCUCCUGGUGCUCUACAUCGCUCUCAACGCCGGGCUCAUCAUCAUCUUCUCCUCGACGUGGUGGGCACGCUACGUGCGCCAGAACGUCAGUCGUGGACAGGCAGGAAGCACUGACCCGUACAUGAACGCAAUCUUCUACUCGGUCGCCGGCCUAUCCGCUGUUAGAUUUCUGGGAGCCUUCUUUUACCACCUCCUCCGGCUGUUCGGCCGCUGA
Tilletiopsis washingtonensis is the source of this 2442-nucleotide messenger RNA. RefSeq names its product glycosyltransferase family 2 protein. The transcript has 12 exons. The record is from RefSeq and is a predicted model, not a curated record. Gene Ontology annotation, cellular component: cell periphery; cell septum. Gene Ontology annotation, molecular function: chitin synthase activity. Bases 1 to 2442 code for a protein of 813 amino acids. NCBI's taxonomy places the organism in Eukaryota, Fungi, Basidiomycota, Exobasidiomycetes, Entylomatales.